This is a messenger RNA of Dryobates pubescens (Downy woodpecker), 795 nucleotides long. Its product is annotated as zinc finger protein 239-like. The record is from RefSeq and is a predicted model, not a curated record. Gene Ontology annotation, molecular function: DNA-binding transcription factor activity, RNA polymerase II-specific; RNA polymerase II cis-regulatory region sequence-specific DNA binding. The transcript is spliced from 5 exons. Gene Ontology annotation, biological process: regulation of DNA-templated transcription. NCBI's taxonomy places the organism in Eukaryota, Metazoa, Chordata, Aves, Piciformes, Picidae. The coding region runs from base 1 to 795 and encodes 264 amino acids.
AUGGGGCUGGAGUUAAGGCAGAGCUUCAGCAGGCGCUCUAACCUCACCAUCCACUGCCGCAUCCACACCGGUGAGAGGUCGUACAGCUGGGACUGCGGCAAGAGCUUCACUCUGACGUGCAACCUCAUCCUGCACCGCAGUGUACACAGCACUGAGGCGGCCUUCACCUGUAGGGACUGCGGCAAGAGCUUCAAACACAGUUCAAUCAUCACCAUCCACCAUCGCAUCCAUACCAGAGGGUUGUUCCCCUGUGCUGAUGGUGACAAACAGUACAGCUGUGCCGACUACGGCAAGAGCUUCAUUCAGACCUCUGCCCUCUGCCAGCACCACAGCACUGAGAAGGCCUUCACCUGCAGGGACUACGGCAAGAGCUUCAGUCGGAACUCCAUGCUCACCAUCCACCGCCGCAUCCACACUGGAGAGAAGCGGCCCUGCAGUGCAUACAGCACUGAGAAGUCCUUCAGUUGCAGGGACUAUGGCAAAAGCUUCAAACACAGUUCUAGCCUCACCAUCGACUGCCACAUCCACACUGGAGAGGAGCUGUUUCCCUGUGCUGAGUGCUGUAAGAGCUUCACCAACAGCUACAAACUCAUCCAGCAUCAGAUCAUCCACAAUGAUGACAACCCGUACAGCUGUGCCUACUGUGGCAAGAACUUCACUGACAACUUCCACCUUACCCAGCACUGUCGUGUGCACACCAGAGAGAAGUCUUUUACCUGUGCUGACUGUGGAAUGGGGCUGGAGCUGUGUGUCCAGUUCAGAGAAGUCAAAGUGAGGUUGUCAGAAGAGUCUUGA